GCGCAGCCUGUCACCUCCCCUCCGUCGAGCUGUCAGUCGACAGCAGCACACAUGAACCUCGGCGCUGCAGGCGGAGCUGAUCACCCGUCGAUUCACGUCUAGAUAGCCGCUCCUCGGCGUUAUAUUUGUAUUCAGGCGGGGCACGAACAUGACAGGAUACUCCGCUGUCAUCUCUGCGGACUGAGCACGUAAGGAGGGCUGAGCCGCUAUCCAGUGUUAGCUCACAGGCUACGGAGACCGGCUCGGCUUCGUGCAGUCGGUUGGCUUUACGUUACGUAGCCGACGAAGGUCGGAGGGACUCGCGUUAGCUGGUUAUUAAGAGCGUUCAGUUAGUCAUUCGUGUCAUUUUUAAUAAUUCGCUUUAAGGCUGCACAGUAAUCCGCGUUUCCUUCUUCUUCUUUUUUUCGUUUUCAUAAUUUGUACUUAAUUUAACGUUACCGUUUGAUGCUUGCUAGCUAGCGCGCUAUUCGGCUAUGCUAACGCCAGCUCGGUGAGAGCUCGCAUCAUCAUCCCUGGGGUUUGCGGAGAGCCUCGAGACUCGUCGAGGAAGCAAGAGAGGUGACUAAUGAUGUGGGCUGGGGGAAGCGGCGGAGUGUCAGGCGAAGGGGAGCAGCAGUAUUAGCUUCGACGCGUCGCAUUGUCGAGGUAGCGCCGUAGCGUCAGCCAAACCGUCUGGGAGGUUUGCGUGAAGAGCAUAAUUUGGGGGGCACUUCGAUUUGCGAGCUGGCUAAAUGAAUAGUAUUGGUAUUACUGAGUCGUGAGCGAGUGGCCACUGUGCCAGCUUCAGGGGAGACACGGUCAAGAUUACCGCACAGACUGCAACCACCGACCACUUUGCUUAAAGAUGGCUUCAGCGAGCAGCAUUGCCGCAGCUAUUGCGAGCAAAACGAAGACUAAGAAAAAGCACUUCGUCGCUCAGAAAGUGAAGCUCUUCCGUGCCAGCGACCCUCUGCUCAGCGUGCUGAUGUGGGGAGUCAACCAUUCGAUAAAUGAGUUAAGCCAUGUUCAGAUUCCCAUCAUGCUCAUGCCAGAUGACUUCAAGGCCUAUUCUAAGAUCAAAGUGGACAACCACCUAUUCAACAAGGAGAACAUGCCCAGCCAUUUCAAGUUCAAGGAGUACUGCCCUCUGGUGUUUCGAAACCUCAGAGAGAAGUUUGGCAUCGAUGAUCAGGACUUCUUGAACUCUCUGACACGCAGUGCUCCUUUGAACAGUGAGGCCCAGGGACGGAGCGGGGCCCGCUUCCACACAUCUUAUGACAAACGCUACGUCAUCAAGACCAUCACCAGUGAGGAUGUGGCGGAGAUGCAUAACAUUCUAAAGAAAUAUCAUCAGUUCAUCGUGGAGUGCCAUGGCAACACACUGCUGCCUCAGUUUCUGGGGAUUUACCGGCUCACCGUGGAUGGAGAUGAGACUUACAUGAUUGUCACACGCAAUGUCUUCUCUCACCGCCUUUCCGUCUUCAAAAAAUAUGAUCUCAAGGGUUCCACUGUGGCAAGAGAGGCCAGCGACAAGGAGAAGCAGCCGCCCCAACCAGAGGACGUGCCCCCGCGGCCCAAAUCUGGUAACGUUCAGCAAAGGCUGCAAACACUGCGGAUUGCCACGCGCUUUUACUGCGCCAUGAAACACGUAAGAGAUGCAAAGGAGCUUCCCACCUACAAGGACAAUGACUUCAUCAAUGAUGGGCAGAAGAUCUGCAUUGAUGGGGAAAAUAAGAAAAUGUUCCUGGAGAAGCUCAGGAAAGAUGUAGAGUUCCUUGCCCAGCUGAAGCUCAUGGACUACAGUCUGCUGGUGGGGAUCCACGAUGUGGAAAAAGCCGAGCAGGAAGACGUGGAGAGCGAGGACAAUGAGCCUGAGGAGGACGGUGAGAGUGACGGAGGAGGCAUUGGAACACCGCCCGACAGUCCCAGCAACACCUUGGACAGCAACAAGCCUCUGUCACCUGGAGAGUUUGAUCCCGCCAUUGACGUCUACGCCAUCAAAAGCAACGAUAGUGCUCCCAGGAAGGAAGUUUACUUCAUGGCUAUCAUCGACAUCCUGCAGCAUUACGAUGCCAAGAAGAAAGCUGCUCACGCCGCCAAGACUGUCAAACAUGGAGCCGGAGCGGAGAUCUCCACGGUGAACCCAGAGCAGUACUCCAAGAGGUUUUACGAUUUCAUCACCACUAUCCUGUCAUAGCCUCCAGGAGCGACAGGGGGCACAGAGGCACAUAUGAAAGGGAGGGCAAAGGGGAAUAGGGCGAGGCAGAGAGGUGACAGAGAGGAAGAAAAAAAAAAAAAAACAUUGUGAGGGUGAAUUAAUAAGGUGCUGUGAUGGCUUUUAUCACUCUCCUUCAUGCAUUUUCCUCAUCCCUCCCUGUUUGUUUCUCUCUCUUUCAAUGGCAUGCCAUGCUCUGCAGCUAAAAAAAGAAACGUCAUUCGUUUACAUUUAACCUCUCCUCUGUUGACUUUUGCUCAUGUGUUACUUUGAAUGAUAAGGGUGUCGAAAGCAAGCAUCCAUGACAUUACGUUUUCUGUGUUGUUUUUUAUAUAUCAUUUGUUUUUUUUCUGUAUGGUUGUUUAUGUGGGAAUAUGGCUUUUUAUUGCAUCGAAUACAACAUCCAGCCUGAGAUGAAGGGGAGUGUAGAGGUCAGAUUACGGCACACAGUGAGGUUCCUCUUGCAAAGAGAAGGCUUAAGCGGGAUGUAUCGAGGAAGUUCAUGUUGAGCCUCGCCUAAUGCAAUUGCUUCAUUUCAGGGAGUGGGAAGCAGUCUUCCAAUAGGCCAACAGCCAGACGCCCCGCCACCCAAAUGCUAUACAAGCACUCGGCCAAACCAAUAUUCCCAUUUGGGUUCCUUCUACACCCCCUAACCUUUAGACGCCACCCCAUCUCCACCUUUUCCUUUUGUGCACAGUGAAUGAAUUGUGCUUCUGGGUUAUCCUCUUGCCACACACUCACAACAACAAUCAUUUCUCAUGAGCUGAGAUGAGUUCACUUGUUGCAGUAAAUUCUGAUGCUUGUUUCCAGCACGAGUUGCACCUCAGUGGUUGUCAGUGCUUUGUCUGUUUCGCUUUGUUGUGACGCACAGUGAUUUUAAGAAUGAUUAAGGGAAGGAUAUGUACCUAGAAAUGAGGAAAAGAGGCAUUAGAGCAUACAGUAAAUGUUGUUCACUGUCAUUCCCUCUGAAUACGUUGGGCAUUGUUAUGUAGGCCUGGUUCCUGUUCCUGUGGCAGGGAAUGACCCAGAUCUCAUGUGGCUGUCGUGAUUAAGAGUAAGUCACUCUUUGUUAUAUCUUCAUAUAGGGUGUCAGAUUGAAACAUCAACCGCCCAUAACUUUCUGUUGCCAUCAGCACCUUAUGAAAGAAAUCAAAAAAUGUUGCACUUUUAUUUGUUAUUUGAUGUUAGGAGCUCUUGUUCUGUUACUUGUGCUGCAACAAAGAGGGAAAGGCACUCUGCUCUUAAAGAAUUGAAUCUUUAGGGGCCUGAUCUCAGAUCCUGUCUCCUCCUGUCCUCCUCCUUUCUCACCUGCGGGUGCGCUUACUGUCAGGAUUGGUGAGGAAGACUUUACUGCAAUAUCACACGGAAAAGUGGACAAGUUCUAUUUACAGGGCUUUUGUAAACAAACCUUCCAAUCCUUUUCAGAAGUGCUCUGGGGUGUCGGAUUGGUGGGGCUGUGGGCCAGGCAACGGUGUGAGUGUGCUUGUGCUUGUGCGUGAGUGUGCAGGCAGAAGACUGUUUACCUCCAGCAUCGUACCAGCACACACUCAAUGAUGGCGAAUGAUGUGCGUGUCAGUGUUCAAUACUUGUAGGUGGGGGGGGAGAAAAGGGAAGGGGAGAUCGGGAAGAGUAGCUGCAGAUGUAAAGAUGUGCAUUAAGUCAGCGGCACCAACAGCGUCUUUCUCUUCUCCAACCUCUGCUGUGAGUCUGUUAUUCAUCGUUGUUUGUGUUGUUGUUGUUGUUGACAUUUUUAAAGGUGGUUUAUCUGUGUUUGAAUUUGGCGGUUUUAUAAAUUAACGUUGUAAUAAUCGUUUUGUUUCUGUAUAUUUUGCACAAGAGGAAAGGAACCAAAUGUUAUGAAUACGAUCCCAAUUAGUUGAUAUAGUCUUAACAAGGGAAAUGCAAUAUACUUGUGUGUAAGUGAGAAAAGUUGUGCGUGUGAUGUUGUGUAUCACUUCUGGAUAACCAACUAAAACAUGUAAAGUCGUCCUCCUUGACCUUUUGUAACCCAUGCAAAAAGCUUCCAUUACAAUAUCUUUGUUAGGAAUCACAUUUAUAUUUUUACAUUGGAUUUUAGUCAUGAAAUAUAGUUUUAUUAUAAAAAAAAAAAAGGAGCCACCCUUGAGAAUGAAUGAGGGUGCUGUGGUAAAUGAAGAAUGAUACUGCUUGAAUUUACACAAUACUUACGAUAGAUGUACUUAAAAAAAAAGAAAAAGAUAUUAAAAAAAACUUGCAUGUCACAGGACUAAGUUUCCUUCUCCCUCGCUAGUCUGUGUUGUUGGCCGUUCAGGUUCUCUUUGUGUCCCACACUUUAACCAGAAUUGUGAGCUGUUCAGCAUAAAAUAGUCCCUACCAUGCUUUAAAUAAAUGUUUUUCAUUGUAUACACUGUGCAAGAUGUGUGCCUUUAUACUCCAAAAUUAUUUAAUUUUAUAUUUUGUAAUCUUUUCUUUUUUUUUUUAAACAAAGGUAAAAGGUUAUUUUAACAAUAGGGUAUGUACUUUAUUCUCAACCCCCUGCUCAACCUUUUUCCACUCCAGCACCUCUGUAUUUGAAUUUCUUUCAUAUUAUUCAGUCAGUUUAACAACACCAUUCGACUGAUUGUGUUUUAACCAACAUAAAAAAAGUGAAUAGCUGUCUUGAAUUUGAAUAUGGUGGAUUGGUUUGGAUUCUGUAAAUUCAACCCUGUCAUUGUGAUUAUUCAGUGUGUACGGUCGUCCCUUUCCUCCUCCGAGUGAGGCGGCGUCUGCUGAUAUUAAUCCCUUAUUCACGCUGGUGCUUCAUAAAGAAUGUGCGUGUGUGGAAGUACAUUGUGAAAAGUGGUUGUGUUUUGUCGUACCCGUCCUCGCUAACUGACAGCUCCCCCACCCUCACCUCGGGAGUCUGUCAGCAUCUUCAUCACGUUUACUUUCUAACCACAGAUUUCAGGAAUGUGUUUUGGGUUUUUUUUUUGUUGUUUUUUGUUUUGUUUUUUUUAAAUACACAAGUGUUUGUCCAAAAUUUCAAUUCCCGACUAUAAAUCUCCGACGCAUUUCUGAAACCGGUUUAUGUGUUCUUAAGUUUUGUGUAACCCAGAUCGCCCGUUUGUUGUUAAGGAAGGUCAUCAGCAGUUCAUCCUGAGUCAGUGGUAAUUGAUAUUUCAGUGUUCUUUCAGUAUUUAUGGGCUGUUUUGUUUCUAUUGUCACAUAGCUCAUACUGUACAUAGGUUGUGUCAUAAAGAAAACAGGGAAUGAGGGAACAUAAUCAUCUUCUAGUCUGCUUUGCACUGUUUGGCCCUGGAGGCCUCCCUGUGGUCAGAUAUCAGGAAGUAGAAAACAGAGCAGUGCAUGCUGGGAGAGCGAUUUUCUUUUCUGUUUUGUUUUGGGAAUAUUAACUCUGGAUCUUAUGUAAGGAAGGCGAUGAUGAUGAUGCCAGAACUAAACAGAUGCAAAUUAAUAUAGAUAAUAACACAUGCGCCCUGCUGCUGUACUUUGAAUCUAAUAAGUCCUCUCUUUUGUGACUUCUCUCAUGAGCUCCGUCACCCACCAACCCCACCCGCCAGUCAACCUGCUGCCACCUUAACAUGCCAAAAGCAUCUUCCAAUGUCAGAACUACCACACAUGAGCUUGAAGAACAUUGUGUAUAGUAUAAUGUGUGUUUGUUUGAACUGAAUUUGUUUUUUUUGUUUUUUACAUGCACUGGGAAAUGGAGCACGGAGUGCUUCACUGAUGUGUGAACUUGUCCAACGUUAUGAGAAACAACCCAGUGUUCAGCGUGUACGGGGAAAUCUGAUUUACAAAUCCAAAUGACCGGAAGCCAGGCAAGAUCUGCAGAGAUGGGGGGGGGGGGCACAGUUUGGGCUUCGAGGUUCUAAAUAAAUAAAUUGUGGAGGAAAGACUUUUUUUUAAUUUUAUUUUUAUGUAUUGAGUUAUUUGAAUUUGCAUGUUAGAUUCAAGUCAACUGUGUGUUUGUGUGUGUGUGUGUGUGUGUGUGUGUGUGUGUGGUUCUCUUUCAGUGGCAGAGAGGCCAAACUGAUGUAUGUUUUAUUGUUCUUCACAUUUGAUGAUGAUGAGAAUAUACUCCAUUCCAUAAGCGUUCACUCAAACAAAUUAAAGCACUUGUUCUGCUUAA
Messenger RNA from Cyclopterus lumpus (lumpfish), 6302 nucleotides. It is a transcript of the gene pip4k2aa, whose product is annotated as phosphatidylinositol-5-phosphate 4-kinase, type II, alpha a. The record is from RefSeq and is a predicted model, not a curated record. NCBI's taxonomy places the organism in Eukaryota, Metazoa, Chordata, Actinopteri, Perciformes, Cyclopteridae. The coding region runs from base 845 to 2176 and encodes 443 amino acids. Gene Ontology annotation, molecular function: phosphatidylinositol kinase activity. Gene Ontology annotation, biological process: phosphatidylinositol metabolic process. The transcript is spliced from 11 exons.